Molecule: messenger RNA, 798 nt
Organism: Triticum turgidum subsp. durum (durum wheat)
Lineage: Eukaryota; Viridiplantae; Streptophyta; Magnoliopsida; Poales; Poaceae
Source: the annotation of a GenBank genome assembly
AUGAGCGACCAGUGCAUCCACCGCUUGCUCGCUGCUAGCCCCGUUCUGGAGAACCUUGGGCUCGUGCUCAAGGGGAAGCCCGAGCGUGUCCAUGUCUGCAGCCAAAGCCUCCGGUGCUUGCUCCUUGGGUUGUCCAAGGUGGAGGAGUUCACCGUGGUGGACGCCCCGCUCUUGGAGCGCAUCAUCUUCUUCAGGCCGCCUUAUGGUGGAACCGAUUGCGUGAGAUUCAAGAUUGCUUCGGCACCCAAGCUGCGGGUGAUCGGCUACCUGCAGACAAGAAUUCACAAGCUGCAGAUCAGUGACAACAUCAUCAAUCCUGACACAAACACGAGCCCAGGCACCAUGGUCCCUAGUGUUGAGAUAUUGGCCGUGAAGGUGAACUUUGGUGUAUUCUGGGAGGUGAAGAUGUUGGCCAGCUUUCUAAGAUGCUUCCCCAAUGUCAGCACGCUGCACAUCGAGUCUGUACCGCAUGAUCCAUCAGUAGCCACUCAUGAACCCACUGAAGAGCACUAUGCUAGGUUCUGGCAGGAGGCCAGUCCAGUCGAAAGCUUGAGGUUACAUGUCAGGAGCUUGUUCAUCCACAAAUUUCGAGGGGAUCAAAACGAGUUUGAAUUCCUCAAGUAUGUGGCCAUGAAUGCGCGGGAGUUGCGAGCUUUGCUGGUCAUGUCGCCUGAAGAAAAUUUUGCUUCGGCACUGGCAAACAAGGUGAAUGAGAUGGCAAACAAAUUGGAUCGUCCACGGUUUCAGCCAUGGAUCGCUCGAGGAUUCCUGGAGGCACCUCGAGUACGGAAUGCUUAG